CCCUCGCGGCGCCCCGUAGCCGCGCGCCUCGUCGAGCCAGCGCCAAGAUGGCGGUUCUGACAGGCGGAGGGUGGCCGCGCCGGGGGUCGCUGGGGCCGGAGCGGAACCGCCGCGGCUGAGCCCCUGAGCCGCCCUCGAGGCAGGCGCCCGGCCGCCGGGACCCAGGACAUGGUGCGAUCCGCGCCAGGCCGCCGCCGCCGCCGCCGCCGCUGAGCUCGCGGGCCGCGCCGGGCUCGAACGGGGGAGCGGGAAGAUGUUUUCGGCGCUCAAGAAGCUGGUGGGGUCGGAGCAGGCUCCGGGCCGCGACAAGAAUAUCCCCGCCGGGCUGCAGUCCAUGAACCAGGCGCUGCAGAGGCGCUUCGCCAAAGGCGUGCAGUACAACAUGAAGAUCGUGAUCCGCGGGGACAGGAACACGGGCAAGACCGCGCUGUGGCACCGGCUUCAGGGCAAGAACUUUGUGGAGGAGUACAUCCCCACGCAGGAGAUACAGGUCACCAGCAUCCACUGGAGCUACAAAACCACUGACGAUAUCGUGAAGGUUGAAGUCUGGGACGUAGUUGACAAAGGGAAGUCCAGGAGGCGAGGGGACGGCUUGAAGGUGGAGAACGAUCCCCAGGAGGCAGAGUCUGAGAUGGCCCUGGACGCCGAGUUCCUGGAUGUGUACAAGAACUGUCACGGCGUGGUCAUGAUGUUCGACAUCACCAAGCAGUGGACCUUCAACUACAUCCUGCGGGAGCUUCCCAAGGUGCCGACCCACGUGCCAGUGUGUGUACUGGGGAACUAUCGUGACAUGGGCGAGCACCGAGUCAUCCUGCCUGAUGACGUGCGGGACUUUAUCGACAACCUGGACAGGCCUCCAGGCUCCUCGUACUUCCGCUACGCCGAGUCCUCCAUGAAGAACAGCUUCGGCCUAAAGUAUCUGCACAAAUUCUUUAAUAUCCCGUUUCUGCAGCUGCAGCGAGAGACGCUGCUCCGGCAGCUGGAGACGAACCAGCUGGACGUGGACGCCACGCUGGAGGAGCUGUCGGUGCAGCAGGAGACGGAGGAUCAGAACUACGACAUCUUCCUCGAGAUGAUGGAGGCGCGCAGCCGUGGCCACGCAUCCCCGUUGGCAGCCAAUGGACAGAGCCCAUCCUCAGGCUCCCAGUCUCCAGUGGUGCCUCCCAGCGCCGUGUCCACAGGGAGCUCCAGCCCCAGCACGCCCCAGCCAGCCCCACAGCUGCCCCUCCACACCCCCUCAGCCUGCCCCUGCCCCCCACCUCCCACAGAGGCCCCCCUGCCCCCCGCAGCCCCUGCCCCGCGGCGCAGCAUCAUCUCCAGGCUGUUUGGGACCUCACCAGCGGCUGAAGCAGCCCCUUCGCCCCCAGAGCCAGCCCCUGCUGCAGAGGCCCCGGCCAAAGUCCAGAACGUGGAGGAUUUCAUUCCUGAAGAAAGCCUUGACCGAAGCUUCCUGGAUGACACAGCCCCCCAGGGGGACGAGAAGAAAGUGGGAGCCAAGGUCCUGCAAGACAGUGACAGCGAUGGGGAGGCCUCAGGCGGGAACCCGCUGGUGGCAGGUUUCCAGGACGAUGUGGAUGUUGAAGAUAAGCCACCCAGCAGGCCGCUGCUGCCCACAGGCCCCGUCCCCAAGGACAAUGUCGCUUCUUCCAGUGAGGAGGAAGCACAGGAGGUGGCAGGGCCCCCCAAGGCCGCUGCCCCAGCCCCCCAGAAGCACCCUGAGCCAGAGACCAGACGGUCCUCCACAAAGGCCGCGAGGCUACACAGGGGUGCGGCUCGACCGGGUGUUCACAAGUCCCCUGCCGAGGGUCCCGCUGGAGGGCGUGAGCAGGGGAAGGAUGAGCAGGCGGCUUCUUCAGAGAGUGACCCUGAGGGGCCCAUCGCCGCCCAGAUGCUGUCCUUCGUCAUGGACGACCCUGACUUCGAGAGCGACUCGGACCCUCAGCGGAGAGCGGACGAGUUCCCAGUGCGAGAGGACCUCUCUGACGGGUCGGACGAGGAUGCCGGUCCCGCCCUGCCGCCCCAGCCGCCCCAGCCGCCCGUGUCUUCCUUCAGACUGAAGAAUGACUCAGACCUCUUUGGGUUGGGACCGGUGGAAGCAGGCCGCAAGGAGCUCAGCGAUGAAGAUAAGGAGGGCAGGCCUCCCACAAAAGAAAAGAAAAAGAAAAAGAAGAAAAGCAAAGAGGAGGAAGAGAAGGCGGCGAGGAAGAGGAGCAAGCGUAAGAGCAGGGACAGGGAGGAGGGCCGGCAGGAGCGGCGGCGGCGGCCCCGGGCCCCGGAGAGGACGGCGGUGGACGAGCUGGAGGCCUUCCUGGGGGGCGCAGCCUCAGGCGGCCACCUCCGCGGAGGCGGGGACUACGAGGAGCUGUAGGCCUAGCACCGCCGACCGACUGCUGGGGUGCCCCGGAGGGCGACAGGCCCACUCCGCGCUGGCGGGGGGUGCUGUGGGGUUGGGGCCCACCGUGCAGGGAGGGGGCCUGUGGGCGGGGCUCUGCGGGCAGCUGGCCCCCAGCGCUUCUCAGGGAUGGGACUGAGGCCCAGGAGGCCGCACGGCUGUUUACAGGGCGGGGUGCGUCCUCGUCACUGGCCUGGCUCCUGCUUGCCCCCAGCCCGCGCACUCGCUCUCCCAGCAACCCCCCCACGGGUGGGCUCCGCUUCCUGCCCCUUCUGGCAUGGGGGGCAGACGCCAGGCAGCACUGGCACCUUCCCCGCGGUUGGCUCUCCCCCGGGGGCCCAGGGGCCAGCUCUGCACCUGCGCUGGGCUUGCUGCCGACCAGGCCGGGGGGUCCUCACAGUUUCUCUCGUUCUCCAACGCUCCACUCCGACCAUAAAGCUCUCCUGUUUUACUGUG
Messenger RNA from Mustela erminea (ermine), 2848 nucleotides. RefSeq names its product RAB, member RAS oncogene family like 6 (gene RABL6). Gene Ontology annotation, cellular component: cytosol; nucleus. The transcript is spliced from 15 exons. NCBI's taxonomy places the organism in Eukaryota, Metazoa, Chordata, Mammalia, Carnivora, Mustelidae. Gene Ontology annotation, molecular function: GTP binding. The record is from RefSeq and is a predicted model, not a curated record. The coding region runs from base 254 to 2368 and encodes 704 amino acids.